Messenger RNA from Lobosporangium transversale, 639 nucleotides. RefSeq lists its product as hypothetical. Bases 1 to 639 code for a protein of 212 amino acids. The record is from RefSeq and is a predicted model, not a curated record. The transcript has 3 exons. Lineage: Eukaryota; Fungi; Mortierellomycota; Mortierellomycetes; Mortierellales; Mortierellaceae.
AUGACUCAGGAUGCAGUAGUGAACAUCUCAGACAAUAGCGCUCCUAUCAUUCUUAUCAAUAACAAUAAAACAUAUGCACAUCUUAUAAAGCUUUACCCAUCCAAUUCACCCACAGAUCGGUACAGGGGACCACAAACAGAAUGCUACAGGAGUCACAAUGUUCGAGAAUCGCCUCACUGGCCUUCCCCAGCACAUCAGUACAAUGGGCUUGAGUCUUCCCCUGGAUACCAAGGGCCUAUCCUCGAUUUCGAGCGCCAGUCAUUCAUCCAGCCAGAACCAUUCUUUGAUGAUGAGAAUCCAUUUAUAGAUUCUGCUGAUCCAGGAUCGCAAGAAAGCAGCACCCUCUUGCCGUCUCGUGGAAAACAGGCCGUGACAAAUGGGGAAUACCUUCUACUUGCCAGAAUAUAUUCUCGCUUGAAGGCAGCUCCUGAAGGAAGCGGAAUUUUGAGAAAGCCUUGUAAGGGAGUUGGACGUGGUGGAAAGGUGAAAGAGAUGGAUCCAAAGAUUCGAAGCCAUCUCAAGGACUAUAUCGCUGAGCCAAACAAGGCUGGCGUUCCAAACUCUGUGGCCAAGGCGAAUAAUAACAAGGGAAAAGCACGAGAUAAAAGUAUCAAACUCGACCGUGAAUCGUUACCUUAA